AUGAGUGUUUCAGACAGCAGUUAUAGCGGUUUCUUAUCGUUACCUACCGAGAUACGAUGCCAGAUCUACGAGUACCUCCUCACCGAAGAACACGCGAUCACAGUCAGUGCUGGUUACACUACGUGCUUUGGCAAUAGAAUCCAGGAUCGCGCACGCAAAAUCGAAAUCCCGGGUCUACCACUCGAUCUCGCGCCGCUGGCACGACGCUAUCACGAUCCGUCUCUCCUCUCGGUCGCGAAACCACCAACGAUUCCUGUCGACAAUGGGCAUAUGGAAGAUAUUGAGGGCGAGAGACUGGGCUUCUCCGCUCCGGUGGCGCUGUUGUUGACUUCUCGAUUGAUCAAUGACGAAUUGACCGAUUGCACGCGAAGACGAACCCAUAUCGCGCAGGCGCGUUCUACAAUUGAUGCCGAUGGUGUGGUACAAGACGACGGAGAAAACCAAGAAGGAUUAUCACUCUAUGUGUCUUAUCCAUACGGUGUCUUGGUGUUGAAGAACCAGUACCCAUACCUUUUGAAACAAGCGCGAAGAGUCUACAUCUCUGGUUAUUACACCCCUCGCCCGGAAAACGGGCUUGAUCCUCGAGAUCCAGACAUGAGCGAUGAUGAACGCUUGACACCUUCUAGUAGUUUCGCCGUAUCAUCCUUCAACGCCCCAGCGUCAGGACCAUCCACAAGCUUCACCCGGUCUGCUAGUAACCCUUCGACACGAUCAGCUCGCCACGGCGUCUCAAUCAAUCCCACACGUCCGCGCCUCCGCCUUGACCCUCCACUCGCCCGCGAGUUCCGACACGCAAAUAACGUGCCUCGGAUAUUCCCGUCCUUCUCCGCGUCCACGUCAAACGAAGCUCCCGCGGCCCUUGCCCACCUCAUCGCCACACUCUUCCCUAAGCAUACAACGCCCCUUGCAAAACUCACAACACACAUUCUGUUUCCCGGGGAGAAUUCCUACGGCUCCGUCUGGGGGGAUGACAACAGCCCUGUCUCGCACAUCCUGCGCAGUAUACGCGGCGGCAAGAUUGCUAUGAAGGUCAUGCGGGGCAGUUUGGGGACAGGACUCAAGUUGACGGCUAGGCCAAAGCCCGAGACCAGAAUUGUGAGCACGAGUUGGGUGAAUUGGAAGAAGGGCGAUAUCGCUGGGAGAGGCGGAGCGAUGAACAUGAGGAGGGCAGGUGGUAGGCUGAGUGUAAGUGAUUUGGAUGCGUUCCUGAUGGGCGAGGAGGAGUCGUAG
Messenger RNA from Alternaria arborescens, 1230 nucleotides. RefSeq lists its product as hypothetical. The record is from RefSeq and is a predicted model, not a curated record. The coding region runs from base 1 to 1230 and encodes 409 amino acids. NCBI's taxonomy places the organism in Eukaryota, Fungi, Ascomycota, Dothideomycetes, Pleosporales, Pleosporaceae. The transcript has a single exon.